AGGCAGGCUGAGCUGGGCUUCUCCUGGUCUCGGCUGUGAGAAGUCAGUCCCCACCCUCCUCCCUCUUGGGACCUGUAUUUUCUACCUGCGCUGGGCAGUGGAUGUUCUAGCCUUUGCCCAGUUUCCUCACCAGGAGAGGGCACUGCCAGUCCCCUGAUGCUGGGACUACUCUCCUGCUGCCUGCCGAACCUCACCCCUCCUGGGAGCAUUGGGUUGGCCCACAUGGCUGGGCCCUGAGUCAGCCUCGCCAAUGGGGUGGGGAGGGGACCCAGGAAACACCCCUCCUCCUCCCUGCCUAGAGAUUGGCUCAGCGUCCCCCAUCACUGCCCCCUGGAGCCAGAGGCAUCCGUGCCCAGGGGACAGGUCUGGGGUAUAGCUACCCCAGCUGCUGCUCCUGGCAUGUCAUGGGGAAGAGGCAAAUGGGACAAGAGGGCCUGGGGCUGAUAGCGCCAGCAGGAAGGAAUGCCCCUGGGGCCCAGGGCAACGUCACGCCCCGCCCCCUCCCUGUCACGGGGGUGCGGCCGGACCUCUCCCCAGCCUCCUCCUCCUGCCCAGCCUGGCAUCAUUAACGUCCACACACCCAGCUCUCCUUGCAACCCAGACAGACCUCGGGACCACAGGGAAGGCCAUGGAGACUUCAGGACCUUCCUCCCAGACUCAAGACCACAGCCAACUCCCCAGAGAAACAGAAGACCUAGACUAGAGACAGAUCUCCACAAGCAAGAUGGGGAGACCGGACUCUUUUCUCAAGAACAACAUGAGAGAAACAACUCUUCCUCCUCCUCCUCCUCCUCGCCAUCCACCUCUGUGUCCGGGAGCAGUGAUGAGGACCAGCACCCCAGAGCAACCAGAAGACGACGCCAGCGCCGGGGGGCUGGACAUCCCACCAGGGACAGCUCACCCGGUGCUGAGCAUGGGGAACCUGAUGUUUUGAAGGAUGAGCUUCAACUCUAUGGAGGUGACCCUGGAGAGCUGGUGCCCUCUGAGGAAUCAGAACUCCGGAGGAGAGGCUCUGACACAAGUGGAGAAGUGGCAACCUCUGAGUUAAGAAGGCUGAACAUAAAGAAAGAUGAUGAGUUUUUCCAUUUCAUCCUCCUCUGCUUUGCCAUUGGAGCCUUGCUGGUGUGUUACCACUACUGCACAGACUGGUUCAUGUCACUUGGGGUUGGCCUGCUUACCUUCGCCUCCCUGGAAACCGUUGGCAUCUACUUUGGGCUAGUGUACCGGAUCCACAGCGUCCUGCAGGGCUUCAUCCCCCUCUUUCAGAAGUUUAGGCUCAUAGGGUUCAGGAAGACCGACUGAGGCCAGUGCCGGGUGGCCAGCCAGGCCAGGGCCCCUGUAGGACCACCACUGAACCCUCUGAGCAUGUAAGGACAGAGCCACGUUCCAGGAGACAAACGGGCUGGCAUGGCCAGAGCAGUAAAGAGAGCCCCUUUUCCUUUUAUGUGGUCUGAAUGUUGGCAGCAGCCCAGGCUGAGGCAUCCUUCUGGCAGCAUUGGCCCGCAGUCCAGCCACCAGGAUGGAAGGCAGAGAGAGGGUGCUGGGCCUGUGCCCUGCAUGGUCCCUGGCUCAGCAGGAGGCUCUGGGAGGCCACUGCUCUCAGGAGAUAGUAGGACAUCCUCAGUCCCCAUCAACUGUCUGGGCUCCCAGUUUCUCUCAAAUCCCCAGGCCAUCCCAGUGGACUGUCAGGUCCUACAGAGCCAUCCUGGGGCAGGCAGCCAGCCCACUGUCCAGAGGCAGGGAGCCGUCAUGCCAGGCCCCAGGGUGAACCUGAUGCAGGUGAGAUGUUGGGAGCUAAAGCCACAGCAUCCGGGCACCUUCCCAUCACCUACCACCAGCCCUGCCCUUGCACUCCAUCAACAUGCCAAUAAACAGUCUCUUUC
Molecule: messenger RNA, 1883 nt
Organism: Manis javanica (Malayan pangolin)
Lineage: Eukaryota; Metazoa; Chordata; Mammalia; Pholidota; Manidae
Gene: TMEM40
Product: transmembrane protein 40
Source: RefSeq, a predicted model, not a curated record